AUGCUCCGCCAGGCUGUUCGAGGAGCUCGAUGUUACAAUGCGGCGCGCAAUUUGUCGAUUUCGCAGCGCGCCUUUAGCGUCGUAACGGCGCGUCGGCUCGACUUUGGCGGGCCGAACGAUAAGGUCAACUUUUAUGAACAAGACGCCACCGGCAAGCAGCGACAUAAGGUUGACCCGGAAGCCGAAGAAAAUGCCGAACGAGAGGAAAUUGGGCAGGAGCUUACGAAGCUUCAGGAGGAGCUCAAGGUCUUAGAGAAAGGCCCUUUUGCUCCCGAUAGCCCGUUCAUUCAAAGUUUGCCGGAGAAGGAUAGAAAAAUUGCGCUAGAGGCGCUCCGCAAAUAUGAGGAGGGAAAAGGCGUGGAGAAAUCGCAUCCUUCCCUGGAGGAUGUAUUUGACGAGGAGCUGGAUGAGAUGUUGAAGGAAGAAUUUGAGGGAAUGGCCCUGGAACAAGAGAAUUGGCAAGACACUGCCAGGGAGCAACGCAAAGCAGCGGCUAAAAAGGCGUCAGAGGCUAGAAAACUAGCAGGCACUGAUUCUCACCCAUAUGCGGAUCGAUUCCGAAAAUCUCUCCGCCAAUAUAACGGAAACGUCUAUUCCGGGUUUUCUGGACACACUCCCUCGGAGGCUAUGGAAGCUGUGUGGCAAUCGCAAAAUACACCCCAGUUGUCAAAACCUCUACGGUCAACACAUCUACAAUCCCUGGUCCAGGAUGCCAGAUCUGCCGACAGAGCACUCGCCACACCACAGAUCCUGUCCUACAUUCAGGCGCUACAUGAUGGAGGUGCCACAAAUAAAGCAUUGGAAGAGUGGGAAGCAUACCAGGCCGAGCUUUCACAGAAGAAGGAAGAUCUCGAGGAAUACUGGAUGCUAGGUGUUCACCUCUUCGCCGCCGAGAAUAACCCUCAGCGCGCUCAAGAUAUAGCACUGGCGUUUUUGGCAAAUGAUAAAUCCCAAGCCAGAGUACUGAUCCCGGUGAUCGUUGCAUGGGGCAAUAUCCCAGGGAAGGAAGCGGAGGUCAAAGCAUGGGCCUUGUACUUACAACUGAAGACAUUCUUGGAUACCAACAUGACCAUGGAAGAUUACGAUAUCAUCAGCAUCGGUCUUCUCACGGCUGGCAGAUUGGAUACUGCUAUCGCCAUCUUCAAGGAUAUGAUGGUGACGGGUCGAAGCCCUGCCAAUGAUUCCACGGCCGUGUACAAAGCAGCUCUUGGUCUAGCUGGUAAUCUCCAUGCAUCAAGUAUCAAUGAGAAGGCUGUGAACAAGGUCUCUUUAGCUGCCCUCACAAUGCUUCCCCGCGAGUUUCAGAACAGGUUCUUCUAUGCGAGCUGGAUGAAGAAGCUUAUCGGCAUGGGUCAAGUCGACUCAGCCGCACUGGUAAUUGAACUAAUGUACGAGAGAGGCGUUCGUCCAGACUCCAAACAUCUCAAUGGUCUGAUUGCCGGGUGGCUCCGUGACGGUAGUGCAAAAGCGCGAGACAAGGCAGAGCGGCUGGGCUGGGCCAUGAUACAACACCGCAUCAAUGCUGUCUGGAAGCGAUAUGAGCCAGUGAAGCCCGUGCCUAAAAUUGAGGUCCAAUAUCAAGAAGCCGACCACAGUCGAACCCCAUUCUUCCUUAAGCGGGAAGUGCCACCUGCCAGUAUCGAAACAUUUUCCGUUCUCCUCCUGCACUAUACCCGCCGAGGAGAUGACGAUAUGGUCAAGUACCUGGCCAAGUGUCUCAGUGAUGCCCACAUUCAACCAAACUCAUACUUCAUGAACCACCUCCUCUAUGCCGAACUACGCAAGCAAGACAUUCAUUCUCUUUGGGCCAGGUUCCGAAAAAUGUCUACCUCCGUGCGCCCCGACCUAGAAACUUAUGCAUGUCUAUGGGACUGUGCAAAGCUACAGUACGAUCGAGGUCGCACCACCUUCGAUGCAGAAUUUCCUUCGGCGCGGCAACUCUUUACUGGAAUGAUGCAGUGGUACGCGCAACUUCCUCCAAGGGCUCGCAACACCACCAAUUCCGAGUUCUCCAAGGAACUGUAUGAUCAGGUCGUGCGUUGUUUCUGUCUAUCGAAAGAUCUCGCCGGUACACUCGUGGCACUCCAGUCCAUGAAGAUGGCAUUCGGGUUCGCACCAGAUAACGACACCGCUCGCUUAAUUGUGAUUCAAGUUGCUCGUUUGGCUGGUGUGCCGGCUGGUACACCAAAACACCGUCUCCGUCGACUAGCCUCUACCCCUCGAAGCAAAGAGAACAUUGCGCAAGUCAGCCGUCUUCUAGAGAUGCUUGGCGAGCGCAAGUCCAUGGCACUUCAAGCACAAGGGUUGAGUCUCGAACAGCUUGAUCCACACGAAACGCAACAGUAUCAGCUCGAGAUCAUGGGCCAACUACUACGCAUCGUUUUAAGCCGUUCUGAGCGACUGGAUCCAGCUCAAGUUGAAGAUGAGCUGUACCGCGCUGCAGCAGAGAUGGGAUUCGAGGAACUUAAUCUUGGUUCACCCUUGGGUGUGGAAGACAGUCAACUGUUGUAA
Messenger RNA from Penicillium malachiteum, 2511 nucleotides. RefSeq names its product pentatricopeptide repeat protein. Bases 1 to 2511 code for a protein of 836 amino acids. NCBI's taxonomy places the organism in Eukaryota, Fungi, Ascomycota, Eurotiomycetes, Eurotiales, Aspergillaceae. The record is from RefSeq and is a predicted model, not a curated record. Gene Ontology annotation, molecular function: protein binding. The transcript has 2 exons.